AUGGCGGAGUCAUGGAGAUGCCGAAGGUGCUGGAAGAUUUUGAGUGGCAAACAUGCACAUUGCCCUCAUUGCGGCGGCCGCUGGGACCGUUAUCAGGAUACCAGCUUCAUCCCACCGGAAAGACAUACCGAUGCACAAUGGACUCCAAGCCGAGACGAUGCGCAAUGGAGCCAAAGCAGGCGGAAGUCACCGCAUGGGAGAAAUGUGCAAUGGCAAGGCAAUGCAGCCUCCCAACAAAGGGCUGGCACACCCAGAGCCAGAAGUGGCUCAGAACAACAGAGGAGACGCAGGCCACGUGGCAAGAAGAAGCAGGAAAGCAGUUUACCGCAAUAUGCUGCGCCAUCCCUGCCACCUCCGUGGAGUGCAUCCUCCGACCUCACAAAGAAUGUGCCGGCGGACAACGAUGGGGUAGUGAUGACGGUCGAAGAGCGUGCAGAGAUGAUGCAGGCCCUCAAAACCGCCUACAACGACCCGACAGGGAUGCCGGACAAUGUCAAGAAAAUGGUGAAGAAGUACGACAUCAAGACAACGGAGCAGCUGACCAAAGAGAUGCAUCGAACAAGUGCAUCAAUUGGACAUGCCCGGAAGCUCCUUCACCAGCUCCAAGAUGCCAAAACCAAACACAGGAAGUCAUGGCUCAAACAUCUGGAGACUUUGAUGUCCACCCUGGAGAAACAGUUCGAAGCGUUCGAGGUCCAGCAGAAAGACUACCAGGAGCGCAUUCAAACAUCCAGGAAAGAGAUUCAAACAUCCAGAAGGACAAUGCAGAGACUGAAUGCUCAAGCUGCGGAAGCAGCUAUUCCAGAGCAAGUCAUCGAAGAAGACGAUCAGACAGAACCUCCUCUACAAGACUCCGAAGAGGCCGAACUUCGUUGUCAAGUGAACAAGAUGCUGAAGAAAUGUCUCAAGUCCUCAGCGGCCAAGGACAUGAUCGAGCUUCAGUCCGACGACGAAGAAGAUUCAGUGAUGGCAGUGCCUGCGUCCAAGUGGUUCGUCCUGAGCCUUGGCAGUGGCGGCUCGAGUCUCUUCGAGAUUGUGCACCACGUGCCAGACGUCAACAGCGGGCCUUCUGUCGACAGCCUUGCUGAUGCCUAUAGGACCCAAGCUGCCCAAGAAGGUGACGUUCUCUUCGUUUGCGACCUUGUGGAUAGCUAA
Messenger RNA from Cladocopium goreaui, 1155 nucleotides. NCBI's taxonomy places the organism in Eukaryota, Dinophyceae, Suessiales, Symbiodiniaceae. The record is from the annotation of a GenBank genome assembly.